Molecule: messenger RNA, 735 nt
Organism: Tarenaya hassleriana
Lineage: Eukaryota; Viridiplantae; Streptophyta; Magnoliopsida; Brassicales; Cleomaceae
Exons: 1
Coding region: 1-735 (244 amino acids)
Source: RefSeq, a predicted model, not a curated record
AUGUGGGAGAAGAUGGAAAUCGUCCAGGCCUUACAAGAGGCUAUAGUGCAAACACCAUCUUAUGAGAAAUUUCUUAAAGAUGCACUUGUUAAGAAGGAGAAAUUAGAAGUAGAACCAGUAAUCUUGAUAGUUGAAUGCAGUGUUGUACUGCAGCAGAACUUACCAGCCAAGAUGGCAGAUCUAGAAAGUUUCUCCAUACCCUGCCAACUGGGCAGCGUCGCUAUUCCUAGCGCACUAUGCGACUUGGGAGCGAGUGUGAGUCUACUACCGAAGACCACAUAUGACAAGCUGAAUGUGGGGGAACUGAAACCCACUAAGAUGAUCCUACAGCUGGCAGACAAGUCAGUGAAAGCCCCUCUAGGGACUUUAGAGGAUGUACCACUUAAGGUUGAAAACGUUUACGUUCCAAUCGAUUUUGUGGUUAUUGAUAUGGACAACAAAAAUGAUGAAUCAGUCAUCUUAGGACGACCAUUCCUCAACACUGUUGAUGUCGUAAUUCAUUUCCGGAAGGGAUGCAUAGAAAUGCAUAUAGGAGAUACGGACAUCGAAUUCAAGCUGGAACAAAAACCAGAACGGGGUAAAGAGGAACAUGAGUACCUAUUGCCUAUUCCAGAAGAACCGCUAGGUUCACCGGGAAAACAAACCCUGCGACUAAAGGAUAAAGGCAAGGGAAUUGCCUAUGACGGAGACAUCUGCAACCUGCCCGUAACUAAAUCUGUAAGCUCUGAGGUAUAG